AAUAAUAAUUACUAACAUUAACAAUAAAAUACUUAUUAAUUAGUAUAAGGUCAAUCAUACCUAAAGCAGACAGACUAUUUCUCUCAGACACAAAACAAAAAAGUGAAGGAUUCUUAAUAAAUCAAUUCAUUGAGUGAUAUUGACAACUUUUUAUAUAAAUCCUAAUCUAAUGGCAAUGGUAAACAUGAGCAAUUUAAUAAACGGAAAGGACUCACGAUGGUUACAACUCGAAGUUUGUCGCGAGUUUCAACGAAAUAAAUGCUCACGUCCGGAUACCGAGUGCAAAUUCGCUCAUCCAGCAGCUAAUGUUGAAGUCCAAAACGGUCGUGUGACAGCUUGCUAUGACAGCAUCAAGGGUCGAUGUAAUCGUGAAAAACCACCAUGCAAGUACUACCAUCCGCCCCAACAUUUAAAGGAUCAAUUACUGAUAAACGGCCGUAAUCAUUUAGCAUUGAAGAAUGCACUAAUGCAACAGAUGGGAAUAGCACCAAAUGGUCAACCAAUUAUAACAAGUCAACUACAGCCUAUGACUGCAAACGCUUACAUAACUGGUGUACCUGCUAAUAAUCCAUACAAUCCAUAUUAUGCUCCUGGACAAUUAGUACCUACAAUAUUAGGGCCCGAUCCGUCAACAGCAACUGCAACAGUUUCACCACAGCUCGGCCCAUGUGUUCCACAAACCGUUUCAAUGCCCCCACAACAGCACAAACUUCCACGAUCUGAUAGAAUUGAGGUUUGUCGCGAAUUUAUACGUGGUGCUUGCAAGCGAGCAGAGUCUGAAUGCCGUUUUGCUCAUCCUAAAGAUGGUGUAAUCCAACUCGAUGAUGGUUCAGUGACGGUUUGCAUGGAUGCAAUUAAGGGUAGAUGCUCACGUUCACCCUGUCGCUAUUUUCAUCCUCCCUUACACCUGCAGGCUCAAAUAAAGGCUGCUCAAUCACGCGCGAUGGAUAUGAAAUCUAUUGGAUCUAUAUAUUAUGAAAAUUAUAUUCCUGGCAUGGUGCCUUAUAAAAGGACCGCAGCAGACAAAUCAGGCAUUCCAAUUUACCAACCUAGUGCAACAAAUUAUCAACAACUUAUGCAUAUGCAACAGCCAUUUGUACCCAUCUCAUAUAUUUAUAAACUACAAGAUUUUCAACUUCAAGGGAAGUAA
Molecule: messenger RNA, 1150 nt
Organism: Chironomus riparius
Lineage: Eukaryota; Metazoa; Arthropoda; Insecta; Diptera; Chironomidae
Source: the annotation of a GenBank genome assembly